Truncatella angustata is the source of this 2392-nucleotide messenger RNA. RefSeq lists its product as uncharacterized. The transcript is spliced from 2 exons. The coding region runs from base 326 to 2344 and encodes 672 amino acids. Gene Ontology annotation, cellular component: nucleus. Gene Ontology annotation, molecular function: RNA binding. The record is from RefSeq and is a predicted model, not a curated record. NCBI's taxonomy places the organism in Eukaryota, Fungi, Ascomycota, Sordariomycetes, Amphisphaeriales, Sporocadaceae. Gene Ontology annotation, biological process: rRNA processing.
GUCCGAAAGCACAGAGGUAAACGUGACAAACAUGUGCAAGAAACAUGCUACAUGUGUCUCUGGCUCUGAAGGCAUCACAAGAAACCCUGUGCCUGUACCAGGACCAUAUGGCACACUAAUUUUCGAUUCAGUCUCGUGCUAUGUUAUCACAAGUCCCUAUCACUAUGAGCGAGUGGUCUCGGCUAUGCACGUUGGUAUGUAUUGAAAACCGUUAUCGAUAAGACCUAGGCCAUCAGCCCCACUUUAUUUUUUGCUAGCAGCGCAAUUCUCAAAGGCAGUUGUCGGCGGUCGCGAUGUCUUCUUUCUACACACGGCAAUCGGCAAAAUGGCGAAAAAGGACAGCAGCAGCCAGAAGGCCCCCAAGUCUGCCGAUUCUCGAUUUGAUAGUUUCCAGACCGACCCGCGCUUUCGACUGCCCUCCAAGAAGAACACCAAGACCAAAAUCGACAAGCGUUUCUCCCGAGUUUUGAAAGAUGAAGAUUUCACCAAGAGCGCAAAAGUCGAUCGAUACGGCCGCAAGGUCAAGUCAGACAACAAGACGAAGGCCUUGAAGAAUCUAUACCAGGAGGAGAGCGACGAAGAAGACGAACAACCAGACAAGCCCGACGAUGACGAGAAGGUGGCAAAAGAGCUGCAAAAGGCCAAUGCCAAUUAUGACCCAGCAAGAGGGGGUGGGUUCUCAUCCUCUGAAUCAGACUCGGACUCAGAUGACGAGGAGGAUGAAGAUGAGGGCGGUGCCAUCGUUGAGACAACAGGUCCUAUGCAAAAGCUGCGUGACGAGCAGGCGGACGUCGAAGUCGGCGAAGUGACGAAACGUUUUGCCAUUGUCAAUCUGGACUGGGACCAUAUCAAGUCCUCUGAUCUCAUGGCGUUGAUGUCAAGCUUUGUGCCUAAAGGCGGACGCAUUGACAAAGUCUCUAUAUACCCCAGCGAGUUCGGCAAGGGACGAAUGCAGCGAGAGGAGCUUGAGGGUCCGCCCAAAGAGCUUUUCAAGAAGAAGAAGGAGAGCGACGAGAGCUCAGUCGAUUCGGAAGACGACAGCGAAGAUGAGGAUGACGAUGAGGACGAAGACAUCAAGAAAGAUCUCAUUCAGGAGGGUGACGAUGCGGACUUUGAUUCGGACGCGCUGCGGACCUAUCAACUGGAUCGCUUGAGGUACUACUAUGCCGUUGUCCUUUGUUCCGACGAAGCCACGGCGGAGAAUAUUUACAAGGCAGUCGAUGGUACAGAGUAUCAAACCUCCUCCAAUUUUAUGGAUCUUAGAUUCAUCCCCGACGAGGUCACUUUCGAUGAUGAGCCACGGGAUGAAUGCGACAGUGUGCCUUCAGAUUACCGACCUACCGAAUUCGUGACAGAUGCCCUUCAGCACUCCAAGGUCAAGCUUACCUGGGAUAUGCAUCCAGAUGAAGUAUCACGGAAAGAAAACAUCAAGCGCGCAUUCUCUGGUAGUAGGGCCGAGAUUGAAGAGAACGACAUGAGAGCAUAUCUCGCGUCCAGUGAUUCUGAGCCGGAUGACGACAACGAUGAGCCGGCAAACGAUGUUGCCAAUGGCGAGCCCAAGUUGAGUAAGAGAGAGCUUGCUCGGCAAAAGAUGAGAGAAGCACUAGGUCUCAGUACCGAUUCGGCUCCCAACUCAUCUAAAUCAGCACCAGUGGGCGAACUGGAGAUGACCUUCACAUUGAAUGAUAAGGACGGUGAGAAAGACAAAGAGGAUUCGCCCGAUAGGGAGGAGACGACUGUCGAGAAAUACAUGCGCAAGGAGCGGGAGAAGAAAUUGCGAAAGAAGGAAAAGGUACUGGCCAAGAGAGAAGGUACCACGGUGGCGGAAGAGGAGGUGGAGGAGGAGCCGGUCGCACAAGAUGGUGAAGACCUCGGUUUUGAUGACCCAUUCUUUACCACUGAAGAGCAAGUCAAACCAACCAAGAGCUCACAGAGAAAAGAAGAGCGUCUCAAGAAGCGGGAAGCCAAAGAAGCCGAGGCCAAGAAGAACGCUGAGGAGAGAGCUGCGCUGGAGAAGGUUAUGGGCACUGGGUCCAAGGAUAGUGGCAAGGGUCAUUUCGAUAUGGCUGAGAUCAGUCGAGCAGAAAAGCAGAAGACGAAGAAGGGCAAGAGCAAGAAGAAGCAAAAGGGAGGCGAGGACCAGGCUACGGUUCAGGACGAUUUCAAGGUGGAUGCGGACGAUGAUCGAUUCAAGGCUGUGUUCGAAAGCCACGAAUAUGCCAUCGAUCCCUCCAAUCCAAAGUUCAGCACCACUCCCGGCAUGAAACAGUUGUUGGAUCGCAAAAAGCGGAGCUACGGUGAGGAAGGCUCCAGUAGGGACACGAAGAAGAUGCGUAGACGUUGAUAGACUUAGUUGUGACAUUAGACUAGAGUUACAAAUGGAAGUAAGCGA